UCAAAACAAAACCCACCAAAAGGGAGACUGCCUGCUGUAUAAAUAUUUAUAAAAAGCCUGACCAGAGCCUAAGACCUAAAGAGAAGAAACCCUUCAAAAUUCCAUGCGCACUCGCCACCACCACCACCACCACCACCAACAACGAAGACGACGACAAUGGCAGCCAUAACCAACAGAGAUGAGUCAGACUACGACAGUAGCUCCUCUUCAAUAACCGUGCCGGAAUCCAGCCGGAGCUGGAUGAGCAACCUAAGCUUUGGGAGUCGCCGGAGCUCCAUCUCCCUCUGCAGCUCCUCUUUUGCACCUCACGGCCAAGACCAGAUUUCCUCUUUCUUGUUCGGUCCUGGGGGAGGCCAUAAGCCGCACAAGGCGAACCAGGCCGCGUGGGAGGCCAUGAGGCGUCUCCGUUACACCAAGGGACGAGUUGGGCUCGACCAUUUCCGUCUGCUGCGUCGGCUAGGAAGCGGCGAUAUAGGGAAUGUUUAUCUCUGCCAGAUAAGGAACCCGGUUGUUGGGUUGCCUCAGUGCUUUUACGCCAUGAAAGUGGUGGAUAGAGAAGCGCUUGCUAUAAGGAACAAGUUGCAGAGAGCUGAGAUGGAGAAGGAGAUUCUGGGUAUGCUUGAUCACCCAUUUUUACCAACUUUGUAUGCAGAGUUCGAAGCUUCUCACUAUUCCUGUUUGGUCAUGGAGUAUUGUCCUGGCGGAGACUUAUACGCCGCCAGACAACGCCAACCAGGAAAACGCUUCAGCAUCUCUUCCGCUAAGUUUUAUGCUGCUGAAACUCUAUUAGCAUUAGAGUAUCUUCACAUGAUGGGUAUAGUUUACAGAGAUCUUAAACCAGAGAACGUGCUUGUCAGAGAAGACGGUCACGUUAUGCUUUCAGAUUUCGAUCUCUCCUUCAAAUGCGACGUCGUUCCAAAACUUUUAACGCAAAAACCCCCCGUCUCCGUCUCCGACGACGACGAUAAAUAUAUCACCAGAUGCUCAACUCCGACAUGCGCCGCGCCGAUACAGCCUGUGCUGUCUUGCUUCUCUGCGUCAACCAGAAACAAGAAAAACAGAGUCAUCACCACGACCAUUACAGAGCACGUCGACGAUGAGAAAAUUCGCCGCGGGGAUCAUCACGACCGCGAUAAUAAUCAUCGGCAAGGAUUUGAAAACCCGGAGCUGGUGGCGGAACCCAUUAAUGCUCGAUCCAAAUCUUUCGUGGGAACCCACGAGUACUUAGCUCCGGAGGUGAUAUCAGGACAAGGACAUGGAAGUGCAGUCGACUGGUGGACUCUCGGUGUGUUCUUGUACGAGAUGCUUUACGGUCGGACACCCUUUAAAGGAGAAAACAACGAAACCCUAAUCAACAUACUCAAGCAGCCAUUGACGUUCCCGAGAGUUUCUGCGAGUAGCAGCAGAGAGUACGACGAGAUGGUCAAAGUUCAAGACUUGAUAAGUAGGUUGUUGGUGAAGAAUCCGAAGAAGCGGAUCGGGAACUUAAGAGGGUCUGUGGAGAUCAAAAGGCACGAGUUUUUUAAAGGAGUAAACUGGGCUUUGAUUCGGUCUGUGAAGCCGCCAGAAGUCCCCGGCGAUCGCCAUUGCAGAAUCGGAAGUAACUUGCCCAAGCUAAGCAAGAAACAGAGAGACGCACCGUAUCAGAUCUCUCAUCAUUUUGAUUACUUCUAACUGUAAAAUGUAAAUAUAAUUUUAGAGCAAAAAAAAAAA
Messenger RNA from Carica papaya (papaya), 1713 nucleotides. It is a transcript of the gene PID2, whose product is annotated as AGC (cAMP-dependent, cGMP-dependent and protein kinase C) kinase family protein. Gene Ontology annotation, molecular function: ATP binding; protein kinase activity. Lineage: Eukaryota; Viridiplantae; Streptophyta; Magnoliopsida; Brassicales; Caricaceae. The record is from RefSeq and is a predicted model, not a curated record. Gene Ontology annotation, biological process: protein phosphorylation.